Molecule: messenger RNA, 1507 nt
Organism: Dioscorea cayenensis subsp. rotundata (Guinea yam)
Lineage: Eukaryota; Viridiplantae; Streptophyta; Magnoliopsida; Dioscoreales; Dioscoreaceae
Exons: 2
Coding region: 839-1507 (222 amino acids)
Source: RefSeq, a predicted model, not a curated record
UCAAGUCUUCUUCUUCUCUAGAUUUCCCCUAUAUUCUCCUUGUUUUCUCAUAAAUCUAGCACCAAAUUGGUGAUUUUUGGUUUCAUCUGAGAAGCAAGAUCAAGGUUACUAUACAACAGUGGAUCAAUCGCAGCUUUGUGAGAAUUUCUUGAGCUUCAAUCUUUCCAACAUGGUAUCAGAGAUGAUUCUUUGAGAUUUCUAAUUUUUCUUGAAGCUAUUUAUUGUUUUCUGCUGGUUUUCUUGCUGCUGUUUACUGUUGGAAUUCCAUAGUUCUUGUUCUUGCUUUUCUAUUUCUGAAUCAUGGCUGGAAACUCUGGUAAUGGUGGUAGAGCUUAAGAUGUUUUCUCUAUUCAGUCUUCAGAUAAUCUGGGAGUAUUUUUGGUUUCCAAAACCCUUUGAUGGAAUAGGGUUUGGAUCUUGAAAGAGGGCUAUUCAAAUUGCUCUCAAGGCUAGGAGCAAAUUAGGUUUUUUCAAUGGAUCUUGUAAGAAACCUGAUCUGGAUUCGAUUGAGUAUGAAGAAUGGGAAAAGUGCAAUAACAUUGUCAUUUCUUGGAGUUUAAGCUCAUUAACCAAGGAAAUUUCUGACAGUGUGAUUUACAUGACUGAAGCUAGUGAGAUUUGGGAGGAGUUGGAAGAAAGGUUUGGACAAUCUAAUGGUCCACAAUAAUUCCAGUUACAAAAGGAACUAAGCCAAAUCUCCCAAGGCACUAGUAGCAUAACUUCUUAUUUCACCAAUAUCAAGAAGUUUUGGGAUGAAUUUCAGGCUCUGAGUGAGAUUCCACAUUGUACUUGCGAGGCUAAACAUGACUGGUAUAGACUUGAAGAGAAACAGAAACUCAUGCAGUUUCUAAUGGGAUUGAAUGAAUCCUAUACUAAUGUUAGAGGGAAUAUGCUCAUAAUGAAGCCUCUCCCAACAGUUAGACAAGCAUAUUCACUUUUGAUUCAAGAAGAGAAGCAAAGGGAAAUUAGAUCUCGAUCACAUUUUACAUUAGAUGGAGUUUCUUUUAAUGCAGGGAAUACUUAUAACAGAAAUGUGACACAAAUUGCUAAUAGAGGAAAGUCUGAAUUCAGGAAAUUGUUUUGCGAAUACUGCAAAAAAGCAGGACAUAGAAAGGAAAAGUGCUUCAAAUUGCAUGGAUUUCCUAAUAACUAUAAAGGGAAGAGAGAUAAGAAGUUUGUAGCUUCUGUCCAGGGAAACAACUCUGCUCAAACAAGUAAUUAUGAGGUUUCUUCAUCACUUCAGGUUAUUGGAGUUUCUGGAAAAGGACAAUUUCCUGAAUUAACACCCUUGCAAUGCAAGCAAUUGAUGGAGUUCUUGAGUAGUUCUAUUCAAAAUUCUGAUUCUGAAAAGCUACUGGCAAUGCAAAUUUGGCUUCCUCUAUGGCAGGGCCCUUCACAGAAGAGGCCACUGGUUCUUGGUAGAUCCUUCAAUGGGCUUUAUCUACUACAUUUACAGAAGGGAGUUUUGGACUCUGCACAAUCUUCCAAUUCAGCUACUUGUUCAUAA